CGCGCUCGGCUCACAAGACUCCCUCCCCGCACCGAGCCGCUGCCAGUCGACGCGUAAAGAGCGCUGCGAGUGCUGCAGCUCGGUGGUCCAGCAGCUGCAGGACAACGUCAACACCGUCAUCUCGAGCCGCCCAGUGUCGGGCCGGCCUCAACAGACCUUCAAGUCGGGAACCUUCGCCUGCCCAGAGAUGGGGUUGGUGUCGCGGCUGCCGCCGCUGAUGCUGCUGCCACUGCUGCUGGCGACCUGCCGGGCCAGCCUGCUGGUGGCGGACUCGCACGACGGCCGCCUGCGCGUCGUGGAGCUGCACGGCGCCGGCCCGACCUGCACGCUGUACGGCGACCGGCGCGCCGCGGAGCACAGGCUGUCCACGGUCGACCCGCGCCGCGUGAGCAACAGCUCCCCGGAGCAGUUCGACGCCCUGGUGCGCGCCUGCCACGAGCACCACCGCAACCACCUCGGCGGCGGGGGCGGGGGCGGAGGCGGGCCGCUGGGCCCGAGCCCCGGGGGUCUGCGACAGACGGGCUUCAUCUAUCCAGGGACGAAGUGGUGCGGUCCCGGCAGCACGGCCCAACACUACGAGGACCUGGGCUACCACGAGGCCGAGGACGCGUGCUGCCGCGAGCACGACCACUGCCCGGCCAUCCUAGAGGCGGGCCAGUGCGCCCAGGGACUCUGCAACAACGCCAUCUACACCAAGUCUCACUGCGACUGCGACGCCCGUUUCCGGCGGUGUCUCCGCAGCGUCGGGUCCGAGACGUCCAACCUCAUCGGAUCCAUCUUCUUCAACGUGGUGCAGGUGUCUUGCUUCAAGGAGAAGCGACCCUGCUACUCCGAAGACGUGGAUGACAGGAGCGGGCGCUGCCGCAUGCGCUUCCACGCGCAGGCGCGCUACGAGGAGUUCGGGGGAGCCGGGGGCUACGCAUCGGGCCCGUCCGGCCUUGUGUCUAACCUCCUCAGCUCCAUCCUCCCGUUCAGAAGACGAUGAGCGAACCAGGAUCGCACCGCACUCUCCACUUCCCAAGUUGUUCCUUUACUGCGAGUAUUUAAGUAGCGAUAUAAGUGUGUUCUUCGGUCAGACAAGGACCGGCAGCUGGUGUGCAUUCCACCAAGAACUUUCCUUACUUGAUGUUUAGUGUAGUGAGCGAGAAGAUGUGUUCGGUGAUAUUGACAUAUCCCAAGACGGAGUAUAUUCCUGUUACCCAGACGGUGACUUUGGAACUUUGUAAGUGACUUGUGAUACUACAUUAGGAAUGCAGCUAUUAAAACUGUAUGUGUCUGUGAUAGAAAGCAAGAGGCGGAGUACAGCCGCUCAACUGCGACAGAAAACGAAAUAAAUCCGAUUUUUUUUA
This is a messenger RNA of Frankliniella occidentalis (western flower thrips), 1349 nucleotides long. RefSeq names its product phospholipase A2 hemilipin-like. The transcript has 5 exons. Bases 188 to 985 code for a protein of 265 amino acids. The record is from RefSeq and is a predicted model, not a curated record. Gene Ontology annotation, biological process: arachidonate secretion; phospholipid metabolic process. NCBI's taxonomy places the organism in Eukaryota, Metazoa, Arthropoda, Insecta, Thysanoptera, Thripidae.